AGGCGAGCAAUUGUUUCCGGUGAUAUCGAACCCAGUGCGGAAGAGACCAAAUGGUUUCUCAGUGACGAUGAGGAGAUAGAAUCCCCAGGAAAACUUAUAAAAUCUCCCAACGAAGGCGAUGCCAAUAACACUGCACUCGAUCGUGAUUUGCACAAGUCCAGCGGGAAAGGGAUUCCUGGAUUUUGGCUCACAGUUUUAAAACAUGCCCCGUUGAUUUGUGAUACUAUUCGUCCCGCGGAUAUCUCAGCUCUGAUGCAUUUGACCGAUAUUCGGUCUGUUCCUUUGGAGAUCAACGAUAAACUCGGGUUUCAACUGGAAUUCGAGUUUGAACCCAAUGAAUAUUUUACAAACAAGGUACUGACAAAACGUUACUAUUUGGGCUACGAAUUGCGUGAGGAUAACCCUUUAUCUUAUGAUGGUCCCGAAGUGAUCGCUUCAGAAGGGUGUACAAUCAACUGGAAACCUGACCGAGAUCUGACAACAAUCACCUCGUCCAAAGUGCAUCGUAAUCGUUUGAGUGGCGAACGUCAAACUGUGACCAGAUCGACCAAUACGGACUCAUUCUUUCAAUUUUUCGAUCCACCUCAACCAUGUAAGCGAUCCAAGCAAAAUUUAUUCCUUCACAUCACUCGAUUGUCUCAUCAGCGAGAUUUGCUGAACUGUGAGAAGCACGUGGUCAAGCAUUUCCGCCUGGGGAAAUUCCAUUUGGUCAUUCAGAUACUGCCUUUGUUAUAA
Echinostoma caproni is the source of this 735-nucleotide messenger RNA. Lineage: Eukaryota; Metazoa; Platyhelminthes; Trematoda; Plagiorchiida; Echinostomatidae. The record is from the annotation of a GenBank genome assembly.